Truncatella angustata is the source of this 1794-nucleotide messenger RNA. Its product is annotated as ASST-domain-containing protein. Lineage: Eukaryota; Fungi; Ascomycota; Sordariomycetes; Amphisphaeriales; Sporocadaceae. The coding region runs from base 1 to 1794 and encodes 597 amino acids. The transcript is spliced from 2 exons. The record is from RefSeq and is a predicted model, not a curated record.
AUGUGGCAUCACCAAUAUGGAGUCAUUGUAUUGGCAGCAUUGCUAGCACUAGACUUUUGUUUUAUUGUCAGUGCCGACGCCAAUGAAUUCCCAAACAGCCUUUUUCAAUCAUCUGGCUAUGACUGGGGCAUAUAUGGCUUGCAUCCACGACAGACCUUCAAAUCGUUCGAUCUUCGCCCCCCCUUGGUCAACUUUCUCCAGUGGGACGAAGAAUGCGAUUUUGGAUAUACUCUGCUAACGCCUCGAGGUACUCUGGUCUGGAAGCCUGCGCCGAUCAUCCUUGAUGGGAGAGGUGAGCUUGUUUGGAUGGAUGACCGGUUUGGUGAAGUCAUGAAUCUUAACGUCCAGGAGUAUAAAGGUGAGCAGUAUCUGACUUUUUGGACCGGAACUUUCGAUGAGGGCUGCGGCAAAGGAUCUUACUACAUGAUAGACUCAUCCUAUCAGGUCUUUCGGGAGUUCUCUGCUUCUCAAACCAUGAAAGGCGACUUUCACGAGAUUAAACUUACCGCCAACGGCACUGCUUUGGUCACGAUAUAUGAACUCACACCAGCAGACCUAUCGCCAUUUGGUAUUGAUGGGCAAGGUUGGAUCAAUGAUGGCGUGUUUCAGGAGAUCGAUAUUUCAACUGGGCAAGUUCUGUUCGAGUGGCGCGCCUCUAACCAUUAUUCACUCCAAGAUUCGUUUGAGCAAAUCCCCACCUCCAGUGGUUCUCAUCCCAACAAACCGUGGGACUUUUUUCAUAUCAACAGCAUAGACAAAGACGAGAGUGGUAAUUACUACAUCUCCUCUCGUUUUAUGCAUAGCAUUACGUGUAUUGCUCCCAACGGAGAGAUCCGCUGGGUCCUGGGUGGAAGGCGAAAUCAUUUCGCUGAUCUUUCCGAUGGCAAAGCCAUCUCCUGGAGCUGGCAGCAUCACAUGACGCUUCAACCCAACAACACUAUUGCCUUGUUCGACAAUGCAGGACAUUUGAAAUUCUCUCGGCACGAUGGUCCUGCACGUGCGAUGGUCUUGGCCCUAGACACGGGCAAUCUGACAGCUGAGCUCCUCAAGACAUUCGAGUAUCCAGGCGGCCGUGGUGUACCCUCGCAGGGCUCCAUGCAGUACAACACAGAGACGGGUGGCGCCUUCGUGGGCUGGGGCUACCACGGCGCCUACAGUGAUUUUAGCUCUGACGGCGAGAUCAUCUGCGAUGCCCAUAUCGCACCGUCUCUGAUUUUCGACCUGGGCUGGGUGCACUCGUACCGCACCUACCGGACGACUUCAUGGGUCGGUCGGCCGUCCUUUCCACCCUCGAUCUACAUGGAACCAAACGCAGACACGGCAUACGUUAGCUGGAACGGCGCGACUGAAAUUGUGUACUGGGUGUUGCAGCUAGCGGACGUGGAGCAACCUUUCUAUGAUGACAAGGGGCAUUAUAGAGAUGCAGGAAAUUACCCGAAAAACAGCUUCGAAAGUGCCAUCAAUCUUCCCAGGGAUUUUGAAUUCACAUAUAUGCGUAUCGCUGCGCUCGACAAGCAUGACAAGGUUCUGGGGUACACCGCUGUGGUCGAUAGGAGAAUGGGGAGUGCGCCCCGGGUUCUCGCUCCACGGUUGAGACUGCAGAAGAUCGUUGCGGAUCUUCCACUGUAUCUCCUUACAGUGCUAUCGCUCGUUGGGUGUACGUGGUUGAUGAGGAGCCAAUUGAUAUGGAUUUCUAAGCUUUGUGUGAAGAUCCGACUGCUAGGCUGGAGGAGGAGGAAGAGCUCCCGAAACAGUCCCCUUGACCACGAGUUGGAACGUCUGUAUCAGGACUGA